Corythoichthys intestinalis (scribbled pipefish) is the source of this 5081-nucleotide messenger RNA. It is a transcript of the gene ninl, whose product is annotated as ninein-like. The coding region runs from base 112 to 3453 and encodes 1113 amino acids. NCBI's taxonomy places the organism in Eukaryota, Metazoa, Chordata, Actinopteri, Syngnathiformes, Syngnathidae. The record is from RefSeq and is a predicted model, not a curated record. Gene Ontology annotation, cellular component: centrosome. The transcript is spliced from 25 exons. Gene Ontology annotation, biological process: microtubule anchoring at centrosome.
CCGCAGUUCUUCACUUCUGCCGGUCAACGUGAAGAGAGAAGAAAAGGACAAGCGUGGAUGGAAGUGAAAAGCGUGAAAAACGGCCGAAUUUGAGUUUGGUCAGGCGGUGCCAUGGAGGGGCCGGAGCAAAGCCUCUACGUGGCCCAAUUGAAAGCUGAGUUCGACAGCUGCGACGCCUCGUCUUCGGGCUUUCUGGACAGGUGCCAGGUGGGGGCGCUUUGCAGGAAGUUGCACCUGGACUCUCAGCUACCACUCCUCGUCGACUCGCUGCUCGGGGGAGAAGCCUGUGCCAGGGUGGACUUUGAAGCAUUCAAAGACAACUUUGUGGAUGUUCUGUCUCGCUUGGACGUGACAUGGAAGGAUGACGGCGACUGCCUGCAGCUCGUGAUUGCAGACGAAGUGAAGCCAAAAUUUGUGAAGGGCGAAAAACGUUAUGGCCGCCGCUCGCGCCCUGACGUCUGGCCCUUGCGACCGCCGGACUGCUCGUCGCCCGUCAAAGAUGAGCCUGAAGCGCGGCGAUCCAUGUCGCUGGACAGUGCGGAGAGCCUGAAGCACUCCGAGCAGGCGGAAAGCGACACUGAUGACACGACGGCUGACUUUGGCUUCAACGGAGAAGAGUCGACGCGCAACGGCCUGGCGGGCACUCUGGAGCACUUUCAGACGCUGCUCUGUGGCUCGGCCCCCGUGCUCUGCUCGACACCCUUCAGGGGUUGGAGCAUGCGGGACGACGAGACACAGGACGAGACUGCUCCGCCAGGACCCGCCAUCCUCAGCCGCUUGGACAGCGGCUCGGGGCGCACCGACCCUGAGGCAGUGCUGGCCCUGUGGGCCAAGGAGGACGUCCACCACGCUCACGACAUCCUGCGGAUGCUGGAAUUUUCCGCCGACGAGCCACUGAGUUUAUCCGAUCUGACGGCGGCCCUGGAUGAGGCACUUCUGGCCGGUGGCGAUGGCAGUCGUCCAAUCCGCCUGGCGGCGCUUGUCAGCUACAAGGACGAGCUUUACCACCUGCGGGCCCUUGCCGAGCAGGCCCACGGCGAGCGUGAUCAAGCCAAAACUGACCUAGAGAGGGCGGAGCGCCGCAACCUCCGGCUGGUCCGAGAGGCCGAUGAGCGCCACGCCGCCAUGGAAGCGCACCACGCGGACGCUGUCAGGGACUUGGGGCGGGACUUCCGCGAGCGUAUGGCGACGCAGCGCCGGCAAGCGGACCAGGACAGCGAGGCCGCCGCACAGCAGCUAGAAGACGAAAGGCGAGAGCUGCAACUGCAACUGGAGACGCGGGAAGAACGUUGGCGGAAGGAGCUCCAGGCCGUCCAACAGGAGAAGCAUGGUCUGGAGGAGGAACUUGUCGAAGCCAAGCGUCGACUGAGCAAGGUGGAAAGUGAUGCCCUACGUCUGCGCGCCAACUGGAACCAGCUGCUCCAGUGGCACGGCCCGGACGCCGUCGCCACACCAACUCCCCACCUCGAAGAUAAAGCGACACGACUCCUGGACGACUAUGAGCGGCGUUGCCGAGAACUCCAGGAUAAAAAUGACGAACUGAGCUCAGAGUUGGAGCUUCUCAGAAGUCGACGGGAGAGUCGCGGGAAGUCUGCCGACAUCGCCGUGCGCGAGCCCAGCUGGUUGGAAGAGAGCGGACGCCGAUCAGAUGACAUGAGUCGUCGCUCAUCACGUUGCCGUCGUGCCGCCCUCGAGCCAGACGACGCAGCGGCGCCUCUCUUCAGCGUGGAGAUGGAGUUUGCGAUGGAGAAGCUGAAGAGCAAAUAUGAGCGAGAGAUGCGGCACCUCAACGCCCGCCUGGAUACGCAGGUCAGCCAAUACGAGCGCAGGAUGGAGCGUGAUAGGCAGAGCGCAGAGGCCCAACGCAAAGACAUGGCGCAAACAUUCCAGCUGGAGAUCAGUGAACUACAGGGCCAGAAGUUGGCGGCAGAGCGUCAGGUCCAAAUUCUCAAGGAGACGCUGGACGAAGUCCACAACAGCGUCCGUAAAGACGUGCAGGAGCGCAGGAACGCCAACCUGCGGCUGGAGGCGGAGCUCAAGAUCAAGACGGAGCAGCAAGUCGCCACUCUCAGGGAGGACAAGGGGCUUGAUCUCUUUCUCAAGUCGCGUCGCGCCAAAGGUCGGUGUCACGCCUUGCGGCAACAGUGGAGGUGGGAGAAGAAGAGGAAGCCGGAACGGUGGAGAACUUACAUUCUAGCAUCGGAAAAGAUGAGCAUGAACCGGGAGAGCAACAAGAUGGUGGAAAAGAGGUCAAAUGAAGAGAAAUCUCGCACGCUCGAAAAGGAGGAGUCACUGGUUCUCGGGUUGGAGAUGAGGAGCUCAGAAAAGCUCCCCGCGCGAGAGGCUCUUGAGCGGGAACGCGCCACGGUCCGGCGCCAGAAGGAGGAGCUUCUCCGAUUGAGCCUGGAGAAGCGCGGCUACAUGAAGAUGGCCGACCAGCUCUCAAUGCAGAUUGUGGAAAUGGAGGAGGAGAUGCAGGCCCUGCGGGAGGGCGGCGUCCAUGUCACGCGGGACGAGCGGAAGAUGAAGAAACAACUUGUGGAGAUGGAGAAGCUGGUUCUUCUCUUUCAGGAACGGGAGGAUCAGCCAAGGAGCCAGCUGGAAGAGGCGCGCUCUGACAACGUCGCUUUACAGGAGCGGCUUUGCAUCCUGCGGCUGGACCAGGGGGUCACCGACAAGAGGAGGAAGUCUGAGGAGAUGACGCGACAUGACGAGACCGGCCGGCAGGAGGUCGAGAGUCUGAGUGUCAGGAACUCUGAGCUGAGCGCCGUCAACACCCGACUGUUGGAGCGGCUGCAAGAACAGCAGGAAGCGCAUGAGACUCAGGUGCAGCGAAUGCAAGAAGAGGCGGAGCUUCGGCUGGCGGAGAGGCAUCGCCUGGAGGAGGAGCUUAGCAUCCACUGGCGCCAGGAGGCACUGUCACCCCGCGGAGAUGCUUCUUUUGACGCACGAGAAAUGUCGGAGCUGGUUGAGAAGCUGCGAGUUUCCCACGGAAAGUUGGAGGAGGGGAAGUCCCACAACAGGAAGUUGAUGAAGGACAACCAGGAGAAAGGCCAACACAACCAGCAGCUUCUCAAACAGGCCGACGCGGCGCGGCCGGAGGAAGAGACCCGGCACGGCCCGACUUCCUCCGGCGCGUACUUCUCGGAGCGGCACGAGAAGGCGGCGCGGGCAGCGCAGCAACGGUCAAGAGAGCUCCAGGCAAAACUCGUCGUGUGUCGCGACGUCCUGCGCCAGAAGGUCCUGCAGCUUCAAGGACAGAUGGCUAAGAACGUCAAGUCCAGCGCUAUGUUGAAGGAACUCUACGUUGAGAACUCACAGCUGAGCCAAACUCUGCAGCUGAGUGAGCGGGACCGCUGCGAGCUGGGCCGUCGCCAUGCCCUGCUGGAGGAGAAGUUGCGGGUCCUCCACCAGCUGCUGAGGGACCUCCUGCUGGCUGCCCUCCACCCGUAGAAGAGCCACAAACCUUUUUCGCUUGCAAUAAAUGUUUGGAUUUUAACGGAUCUGCGCCUCAUAUUUAGCCACAUUGCAUUGCCUGAGGUGGCUAAGUAGCCAAAAAUGGUACUCGAGUAAGAGUCAAAGUACAUUGGUACCUCUACGUACGAAAUUGGUUCUGCAAGUAGAUUCUUAACCUGAAAAUUCUGUAAGUAGAGACAUUUUCCAUGUAAAUGGCCAACUCAUUUCCAAGCCCCCCUAAAAUUCAGACACAAAUCUUUUAUGAAGCAUAAAAAUGCUUUAAAACGUAAUAAUUACAUGUUACAAUUAGAUUAUUGCACAAUAAAGAAAAAAUAAUGAUGGUCAUGCCCUCAUUAGUCACCAAUUGUUUAAAUUUUUGCUUUGUGUCGAUGCUACUUGCCUCAUCAACCUCAACCCGAACAACAGUGAAUUCUAGUCCUCUUUUUGAACUUCUCGAACCAUUCACACAAUGCCUUAAACUCCCGGUGUUGUUCUUGCGCCGACAUGUGUUACAGCCAUAUUCUGUGGCGAAAUGAACCAAACGCACCCCUUUAACCCAUCACUUUCUUGGGGACCCAUAGUGAAUAAAACUUAAAUUCUUCUCAUGAGCGUACGUAUUAUUUUGAAUUUACUUGCUCCAGUCAAGUCUUAUCACAUGAUGAAGCCAAUCAAUGAUAGUCAACUGAUAAAUUUAAUUCAAAAAUGUGAAAAAAAAUUAUUCCAUUCACAUUAUGCAGAAAAUCAAGCCGUGUCCACCUGUCUACUAACUGAUGGGAGUCUUAACAUGAGGCGGUAAGAGGAUUAUUUUCGGGGAACCGUGUGGAAAAAGUCUGGAUACAUUUUGAUGUCACUGGACAAGUCUGCCCAAUUGGAAAGGUUCUUAACUGGCCACAAGUUUGUGUUAGUAAGAGGUUAAGAGUUAAGAGAAAUUGACCUUUCGUUCAUCAACACGGAGAGCAAAACAUAAUUGUCCGUAAUCUCGUCCUCCGCACGUGUUCCUCAAUAUGAAGCAUUGCAAGAGUUAGUAAAUAAAUGGAAGCAAAACCACCUUUUUAAUAAUUAGAUCUAAACCCACUGCGAAUGAUUUUUUUCAUCUUUUUGUUGUUGUUUACACUCACAUAUACAACAUACUGUAAGUAAAUUUAAACAUAACAGACAAACCUAAUAGACAUGACUCAUACAGUACAUCUGAAAUUACAAUCACAAAGGAAAUGUAAGUAAAAAGAAAGUUAAACAUAUGGUCAGUUGUUUCAAUGUCUUCAUGACAAAAAUGCCGUUGUUGUGGUCCAAAUUAAAGUGGAGCCUUAAGAAUUUUGAAGAGGGGUAUAUUCUAUCAACAAUUUUAUAAUGAACUUCCUUUGACUUUGGUGGAAUGGGAAAUGUAAAGAAUUUGGAUCUCGAUUUUUUUUUUUUUCUUCAGAAAAAUAUUGCAUAAUUGAAGUUGUAGUUGAAGAAAAUGGGUACAAUUCAUCCAUAAAAAAUUGUUAAAUUUUGACAUUGGGUUUUUAAAAUCACUCAUGAUCACCCACUACGAAGGUAUUCAUGUUGACACCAAAUGGAAACAUUGGGCUCAUGUGUAACGUCGGAACAAACAUGCACAGAUUAGGCACUUGACUUUGUUGGGA